This is a messenger RNA of Acanthisitta chloris (rifleman), 920 nucleotides long. RefSeq names its product chromosome unknown open reading frame, human C21orf91. The record is from RefSeq and is a predicted model, not a curated record. NCBI's taxonomy places the organism in Eukaryota, Metazoa, Chordata, Aves, Passeriformes, Acanthisittidae. The transcript is spliced from 5 exons. The coding region runs from base 3 to 920 and encodes 305 amino acids.
CUAUGAACGAGGAGCAGUUUGUGAGCAUCGACUUGGACGAUGACAAUGUUUGCAGUGUCUGCAAGCUCGGCACCGAGAAGGAAACGCUGUCCUUCUGCCACGUCUGUUUUGAGCUGAACAUCGAAGGAGUACCAAAGUCGGAUCUUCUACAUACAAGGUCCUUAAGGGGGCACAGAGACUGCUUUGAAAAAUUCCAUUUAAUAGCAAAUCAGGACUGUCCACGAUCAAAGCUGUCUAAAAGUCCAUAUGCAGAAGUAAAAAAUAUCUUGAGCAAAAAAAUUAACUGGAUCAUACAGUAUGCACAAAACAAGGAUUUGGACUCUGAUUCUGAAAGCUCAAAACCAUCCCAACAUCAGCUUUUUAGCUUCAGACAUCAGACUGAUAGAAAACUACUCCCACAGUUUGACUCCCCAGUACCUAGAUACUCUGCAAAAUGGAUAGAUGGGAAAUCUGGAGGCAUCUCAAGCUGCACACAGGCUCUUCUGGAACAGAGAGAACCCACUGAUUUUAGACUUGGUGCUACCUUCUGUUGCAGCAGCGUUUUGUGGUCUAACCACAACCAGGUCCAGAAAGCUGAAAAAGCUGAAGAUGAUUCACUUAACAGUGUUCAUAGGAGACAUCCUCAAUACAGCAGGGAAGAACUGACUACAAUGACUUCAGGAGAGUUAAAGCAGCUUAAUGAAAAACUGCUCAAGCAAAUCCAGGAUGUGUUUGAAGAGCUGACUCAACAAGUCCAAGAGAAGGACUCUCUGGCCUCCGAGCUCAACGUCCGUCACAUUGCUAUUGAGCAGCUGCUAGUUGGAUUAGACUGUGAUAAAGUGAGGGGAGGGGAGAAAAGAAAAAAGAAAAAAUCCAGUCAUGGGAAAGAUGCUCUCACCUACACCACUAACAAGCAGGCAGGUCAAACUGAUCUCCAUUAG